AUGACGACGCCGAAGACGACCAACGCGAGCUUUGUUAGCAAACAGAGCAGCAGCAACCCUGCCCACGCAAACACUCAGACUCCUCGCAGCGUGCCUUCGACAGCCGCAAAAGCCUCCUCGCUCACCACGCCUCAACCACAGCAUGCCUCGUCGUCCAAGCCCGCUGCCGGUGGUAUCGCUAUGACAAGCAGCUUGAGCCAGACUUCGAAUUCCAGUCUGCACGCCCUGUCAGCCAUGUCUAACAAUCUGCUGGCCGCUUCGCCCUCUGCCAACCUGCUGGCCUUUGCAUCGCCUGCUGCUCUCGCUGGCCUGGACAUGGCCACUCCCUCGGCUCUGCUCGAUGCUGCCGCCGCUUCGCAACCCAUGAACUUGACCUUGUCCGAUCUGGGCAUUUCGUCGCACAAGCGCAAUGAGGACGACGACCGAAGGCUGAAACUAGACACUAUCCUCGCAUCCCUCCUGGGCCCUCGGCACAAUCGACGCUUCGGCAGAGUCAGCGAAGAGGGCCUAAGAAGAGUCGGACGAUGGGCAGGACUGGAUGUCGAAGUCGAGGCCAAGAGAGAAGCCCGCAAAUUUGAGGGCAACCGACCCGUCGCUGUAGCAGGCAAGAACAAUGUCUUGAUCGACUUCCAGUUCAAGAACAACCUUCCUACCCACAUCGACCUUUCGUUUUCCAGUCAAGACCAGGCUGUCACGGCCCACCAAGCUGCUGCUGCAAGCGUCCUGCUCGAUGAUCUGACCCCACUACCUGGAACCUCUGCCAUAAACACAAAGCUCGAUCGCUUCGCUGCGAAUCUCGAGACUCUCGCGAGACUGGACAAGCUCAGCGUAUACGACCAGCUCAAUUGCUUCGAAGCAAUCACUGGUGUCUACGAGAGUCUGAAGAAGCUUUAUGAGCACGAAAAACAAGCAGCCCGCACAAUCGUUCAAGCAAAGCGUGGGAACGCAGAAUUGAGGGCCGAACGUCAUGUCUUGUGCAAAAGAAGUGGUCGACCUCAAAUGCAUGCGCGCAGAAAGAUUGGUCUGAGCUUGGAUUACUGGAUGGAAAAGAGCAACAUGUACCCAUCAGAUUAUUCGGAUGCAUCCGCCAUGGACAUUGAUCCCAAGCCUUCUGAUACACCACGGAAAGAGUCCGGCGACACCAUCUUUGCGUUAGACAUCACAGCCGAGGCCGGCACCCCCGACGCUUACUCCUCUAUUCGAGUCUCAUCUUCCUGGAUUGCUGAUCGCAUAUUCAAGUCGGCUGAAGAAACGACGGAUCCUACCGAUCUGCUCUCCGGCACACAGAGUAUCGACUGGCAAGACCCGGCCCCUACCCUGCUCUCUGACAGCAAUCAAAACAACAAUGAUGCCAUGGCAAUCGACAGCAAUCCAAAUACAGGCGCUCAAAAAUUACCUGCUGUACGCUUCGUAGCGAGACUCAACCCACCACUCGCCAUGCCCUGGACAGCCGCAGCCGCCAUACUGCAGUCAGUCGGUGCUGCCGAUGUCUUAUCCGCAAUGCCAGACGUCCAGCGCACGUACGAAGGAUCACUCCUUCAAAAACCCUCUGACGUGCCACUGCUCAACAAACCCCUUCAAUCUUGUGGACCUGCCGCUUCGACCACUACAAGUGUUCUCACACCUGAUGGCGCAAGUGUGCAGCACGAGAAUGCGCUUUACGUGCCCAGGCAAGACUUUGGCCAUGUGCUGACGUCUAUCCCAUUCGCGCAUCCCCGUCAAGUGGUUGCAUUGUUGCCUGUGUUGAGACAAUGGGCUUAUUUGGGAAGUUUGCUCAAGGGCACUUUCCUCCGACCAAACAGCAACGCUCCAUCUCAAGAAGAGUCUUCGCUCUCCCUUGCCGAUUUGAUGAGUGGAACUGACAUCAGUAGUGCAAGUGCAGUGGCUGUCGAUGUCUCACUGUCUACACAGCCAUCACCGACUCUAGAAUUUGUGUUCCCCGUCAAGGGAGCGGAGAGCGGGUCUACAAGCCUAAGCACUAGUAUCUCUGCUGAUGGGCACGUGGUUGUUCUGUCACAGAACGUGGUCAAGGGCAGUCAAGAAGAACAGGACAAGGCUGCACUGAGAAUGGCAAAGGCUUUGGAGCUCGUAGGCGAUAUCGGCGUAUGGGUCGAAUGGAUCAGAAACACAUACGGUCAAUAA
Molecule: messenger RNA, 2142 nt
Organism: Aureobasidium namibiae CBS 147.97
Lineage: Eukaryota; Fungi; Ascomycota; Dothideomycetes; Dothideales; Saccotheciaceae
Exons: 1
Coding region: 1-2142 (713 amino acids)
Biological process (GO): regulation of transcription by RNA polymerase II
Cellular component (GO): mediator complex
Molecular function (GO): transcription coregulator activity
Source: RefSeq, a predicted model, not a curated record